Messenger RNA from Dendrobium catenatum, 2565 nucleotides. RefSeq lists its product as uncharacterized. The record is from RefSeq and is a predicted model, not a curated record. NCBI's taxonomy places the organism in Eukaryota, Viridiplantae, Streptophyta, Magnoliopsida, Asparagales, Orchidaceae. Bases 1 to 2565 code for a protein of 854 amino acids. The transcript has 3 exons.
AUGGUUGAAGAUCAAGAUCUUAUGGAAGAAGUAUUCAUGCGAUUCUUUCAAAAGAAAUGGGAGUUCAGAAACUCCAAUUUGGAUGGUUGGCCAGCUCCUACCGCUUACUUAAAUGAUCAGGAAAGAAGUCUGUUGGAGAUGGAUAUUUCUAUGGCUGAAGUUCUUCAUGUCUUAAAACAAUUGGAAGAGAACACUUCUCUAGUGGAUAUGGAGCAAGCCUAUGAUUUUAUGGCUUGGAUUUUUCUUAAAGAAAUAUUGAAUUAUUUUAAAUUUCCUCCUAAAUUUUCCGAGCUUAUCAUGGAUUAUGUUGUAGACCCUAUGUUCUCUAUCAUCAUUAAUGGAAACUGUUCUAAAUGGGUGCAUGCUAGAAGCGGUUUUCGGAAAGGCUGCCCUCUAUCUCCCGUUCUUUUCAUACUUUGCUCUCAACUACUGUCUAAUGCAUUUAAUCAUAGUUCUUGUGGUAUCAAGAUUUUCCCUGAUGGACCUCCAAUUUCACAUCUUUUGUAUGCGGAUGAUGUCAUUAUGUUUUCCAAAGCUAAUAGGAAGGAGGUUUUGGGAGUGAAGAAAAUUCAUAAUAAUUUCUGUGAAUGGACUGGAAAAAAAAUCAAUUACAGCAAAUCUAUCAUUUUGUUUAGAAAACAUGUGGAUAGAAGGAGGAAGAGAAGCUUAUCUAAAAUCAUGGGAUUUAAAUAUGUGAAAGAAUUCCUUUACCUUGGAGUAAAGAUGGCUUUGAGGAGACUUAAGAGAGAAGACUUUAAAUUCAUUAUUGAUAAAGCUUUGAAGAAGCUCAAUCAAUGGGGAAGCAAAAGUUUAUCUAUGCCGGGCAAGUUAACUCUAGUAAAUUCUGUUUUGCUAGACCUUCCUAUAUACCAUUCAGCACAUUCUUUGGUUCCAAAAAAAUUGUUAGCAGACCUGGAUAAAAUUUGCGAAGACUUCAUAUGGAACAAGAAAAAUGGUUCCAAAGGCCUGCAUUACAUGAGUUGGAAUGAUAUGUGCAAACUAAUUGAAUAUGGUGGCCGGGGAUUACAUUCUAAUUUAACAAAAAAUCCUGCUUUGCGGGCUAGACUCGCAUGGAGAUUUGUUCAAAAUGAGCAUUCAUUUCUACAUUCUAUGAUGGAUGCCAAAUAUGGUAAUAAACUGCUUCAAGGAAAUUAUAGUAGGAAUGAUUCGAGUGCUUUUAAAAUUCUGAAAGAAGGUUUUAAAACUUUAAAUUCUAUUGUGAAAUGGGCUAUUGUGGAUGGUAAAUCUGUGGAUGCUUUCAAAGAUACUUGGAUACUUGAUAAAAGUAUUAACAAAUGGCCUACAUUUGUUAUUCCUAUUGAUGACAGCCCGGUUAUGGUUGAGGAAUUUAUAUCUGAAGGAAAUUGGGAUGUACAAAAUCUGAGCAAAUUCUUUGGUAAGGAGCUUAUUGAAAUCAUCAUGAAGACCCAGAUUUUCAAAGAUAAGGAAGCUGAUUUCUUGGUCCUGAUUAAUCAGAAUUCUGGUAUGAGAAUUCCUGGAUUAAUAAGGAAAGAGGAGGCUAAUGGCUUGGAAGAAGAUCUAUUGUGGAAAUGGAUCAAGAAAGCAAAGUUGAAUUCUCGGGUAAAGAAUUUUUGGUGGAGAUUGAAGAGGAAUGCAGUCCCUUCAAUGCAUUUCUUAUGGUAUAGAAGGAUUGCUCAAAAUGCUAAUUGUCCAAGAGGAUAUGAGUGUAAUGAAGAUAUAGAACAUAUUGUGUGUGGCUUCUUGAAGAUCAAAGAGGUUAUUCAAUACUUGAACCAUUGGGUUUUCGGCUUCCCAUUGUUUAAUUCUAUUGAACAAUGUUUCGAAUGGCUGGAAAAUAAUGUUAACAGGAAAGGUGUGAUGGUUAAACUUUAUUGUACUUUGGUGUUUCUAUCUUGGAAAAGUAGAAACAAGAGGAUACAUGGUAGAGUAGAAGAUAAUUCCAGCUUUAUUGCCUCCGAGGCUAUUGUUCAAGCUUCGGUAUCCAACAAUUUCAACCAUUCUAAUUUGGGCUUUUGGGAUGUUAAUCAGUCGUUAAGACUUUCUAAUGCUCGGCAUCCUCCUCCACCCAAAUGGAUGAAAGUUAAUGUUGAUGCUUCUCUCAUUUUUUCUUACAAGGCGGGUAUAGCGGCUGUUUUCAGAGAUAGUAAAGGGAGAUUCCUCUUUGCUUAUGGAAAAUCACUUAUACAUUGGGAUAUUGCCCAAUUGGAGCUAAUGGCAAUCAAUUCUAUUAAAGAGGAGCUCAAGGAGUGGAUGUUCAAUUAUGAUGGCAUAAUCAUUGAAGGUGAUAAUGCUAACAUUAUUUCUUACUUCAAUAUGGCACAGAAUAAAAGGGAGCUAAAGGAUGAUGGAGGCAAUGGGGGUAAAUUUGGAGGAUUUCAUAUUACUUCUCUGGGAUUAGAUUGGUUCAUGUGCUCUUUUCAAUCUCAGGAAGCAAUGGAGGAAGUUCUCAAUGGAGGUCCGUGGUAUGUGGGAGGUUUUGUCAUUGGUCUAGAUAAAUGGACUCCCAAUUUUUCUCCUUAUUCCUUGGAUGGAAUUUCUUCUCCAACCUGGGUUCGUCUUCCUCACUUGCCAUUACACUACUGA